AUGCGGAUCCUUAGAAUGGGUGCUAGUGUCCCAUCUGAUCGCAUUCAUCAUUUUUCUACUGGACUCGAACUGAUUCAAGCAUUAACGAAUGGCCAGGUCGAUGUAGCCUUUGCUAUUAAGCUGCCCCAACUCGAAGCCGGAUUCCAGCGCCUCACGCCAAACGACUUCGCGAAUAAUUGCUACCUGGAUGGAGCCGGUAUGAUGACCCGAAAGGACAACACAGAGUUUUUGACCUGGUGGAACGAUGCAUUUGGACGUCUGGUUGGAACGCCUACUUAUGACGAAAUCUGCACGAAACUCAAGACUGUACAUGGACACAAACCCGGAUCUGGGGCCAGAGAUGUCUGUAUCGGAUACUAGAAACCCAUUGAUUCAUCACCGUCAUGUCUUUGAAGCUUCCCGAUCGGUCAACGGAUGCUUUUGUGACUAAGAAAUUGACUAUUGAACCAUUCAAUUCUGAGGUCUCGUCGGUCCUUCAAUUUUUACGACUGCUUUCGGGUUGUGGUAGCUAGCGUUGUGGUGACAACGACAACAUGACCCAGGUCAAAUUGGUCACGCGAUUCUUUUCAGUAUAAGUAAGGAGAGUACCUCUUCGUCCUAAAAAUCGAAAUACUUUAUUCGCAGGAAGAAAAAAUUAAUCCAACGACACAUUCAUAAGUUUUCAACUGUCACAGAAGUAUUCAUCGUCCAAAACGAAAGUUCCUUAAAGGACAAGUCCACCCCAUCAAAAGGUUGAUUUGAAUAAAAACAGACAAAUCAAACAAGCACAACACUGAACAUUUCAUCAAAAUCUGAUGUAAAAUAAGAAAGUUGUGAAAAUAGCAAAAUAGCUAUAUGCACAUCCAGGUCAGUAUGCAAAUGAGGGAACUGACGACAUCACUCACUUUUUUUGGUAUUUUAUUAUAUGAAAUAUGAAAUAUUGUAAUUUUCUCCCUCAUGUCCUGUGAAACCAAGUUUUAUUUCGCCCUGAACAUGUAGAAUUACCAUUGGUUAACAUUAUACGGUUCAGUGAAGUUGGUCCUUAUUGUCAAAUCUGUAAAAAUUGAAAUAUAGUAAAAUUCAACAAUAAAAAACAAAAAAUAGUGAGUGAAGGACGUAUUUGAUUCUUUCAUUUGCACGUGACUAAAUUGUGCAUAUGACUAUUUUGUGAAAAAUAAACAAAACUUUAAAAUGUCAUAACUUUCUUAUUUUACAUCCGACUUUGAUGAAUUUUUCAGCAUUAUGCUUGUCUGGCUUUUCUCUAUUGAUUCAAAUCAACAUUUUUCUGAGCUGGACUUGACCUUAAUGAAACUUUUACUACAGAUCGAUUGCUGUCUGAACUUGAGUCUUCCGCUGUGAAUUGAAACGAAUUUACUGCGGGUCUGACAAGAUCUCAUACGAGAAAGAGGCAAAUCAGUGUACAUCGACGAUUGCUGUUUGAACCCGAAUCUUCCGCUUUAACAAUAUAUGAUUGUAACGGAAUUUACUUUAACUCUGCAUUGAAAUAAAUGUCAAGGGAGAUUUAAAAAAAGAUCGUAAUGACACCAGGCCCUCGUUGCACAAUGUCUCGUGAGUGACAGUAUCAUUAAGUCUAAAAUAAGAUUGAUUGUACAUAAUAAUCAAUAUAGUCUGUUUUAAAUAUCAGUCGUAUAAUCAAUCGCUAAGCAAUGUCUUGCAGGACAUACUGGUCCUUAUAAUUAUAUUUCUUAUAAAAUGUAUUAAUGUAUAUACUUUCUGAGUGUAGUAUAAAGUUACAUGGCGGAUAAGAUUGGUAUAUUAUCAUGUUUGAACUCUAUACACAGGUCUACAAAAGAUAAUAUUGUUCCUGAUAUGUAGUAGACCGUUUCCAUAUUGGAGUUGUGUAAUGAAUCGACUUACCCUUAUAAAUAGGCUGUAUUGGUAGAAAACUAUAAAUUAUACAUCAGGAAUCCGGUUUAUUAGUCGCAAAAUUAUAUUAUUUUUAUUUUUAUUUUUUGCGAGAUAUACACUGUGAAAUGGAACAAAUGUCGUAUUUCUUGAAAUUAUAUGUUUCGACAUAAUUUCUUUUUAAAUCAAGAGGGCGUCCAAAAUAUCAAUUACAAGUCUUUCAACAUUGAUUGAUGAAAUCUUUAUUGUCACAAAAGGGAUACAUGAUCUCCUGUGGAAAUAAUUCAUCGAUCAUUGGAUAUUUUUUUUAAUGAAAUUUAUAGCAACACUCCCAAAAAGUUAGAAAGAGAGAGAGAGAAAGAGGGGGGGGGGCUGUAGAGAGUGACGUUAGUGAGGUUUCCAUAAGGCAAUAUUUAUUAGGUAAGUACCCUUUUUGUAAUUAUACAAGGAUAUCUGUUGCGUUUAUUUUAACUUCGAGAAAAUAGCUUGAAUCAUGGACCUAUUACAUGCUUGAAUGAAUGAACAAUGAUAAUAAUAAUAAUAAUAAUAAAAAUAAUGAUACAUUUAAAUGAACAGGGACGUGUUUUGAAGUGAGCAUGCUUUUUAUUCAGCCUAAUAAUUGUUCAGAGUCUUUUGAAUACAGAUUACAUGUAAAGGUAAGUAAAUGGUUAAGAGUAAUCUUUUCCAUAAUGCAGAAACAUGUGAUGCAACAGGACAGUACAGUGUAAAGUUAAAAGGAGUAGAAAGAGCAAUUAAAAUUGGGGGUGAAUGUAGAUAUCGGUAUGUCGAUAAUAAAUCGGUCCGUCACGCGACGAUGACGAAUACUGCAACAAAAUUGUAAAUAGCCCUUCAUGACAAUGCAGUCAUUGUCGAAAUUUGCAAUUAUUCAUCAGCUCGGAAUCUUAAGACGAUCAGUUGUCCAGGUUCACCAAUCUUCGACAAAGACCUUUGAGCUGUUCAUUGUGAUUUGCGAAAACUCGCUAUUAUUAAGAGAGUUGUACAUCAGACGGUUGCCUAUGCACGAGGCAGAGCUCCACGAAAUUUGCAUUUGUUUUAUAAUCUUUGUCUUUUUUUACCAUUUUUGUAUUCAAAUCGAUGUUAUGUUAAUUUUGUAAAUUAUACGAAUGUAUUUUUUAAAGUGCCGAAUAAAUAAAUUCAUGCAACAAAAAACUAAUUCUAAACAAGAUAAA
This is a messenger RNA of Lytechinus pictus (painted urchin), 3035 nucleotides long. RefSeq lists its product as uncharacterized. The record is from RefSeq and is a predicted model, not a curated record. The transcript is spliced from 4 exons. The coding region runs from base 1 to 360 and encodes 119 amino acids. NCBI's taxonomy places the organism in Eukaryota, Metazoa, Echinodermata, Echinoidea, Temnopleuroida, Toxopneustidae.